ACUACGAAAGAAGCCGCCAUAUUCCCACCGGCGCAUGGACUUCAUUUGUUGACUAGAGUACAUUUUAAUUUAAACUUUUCUUGUCGGCCUGAGUUGCAUGAUGGCCGGUGCUGAUUUAAAUCAGCUUACAGACAGGUUGGCCAAGGCCUCUGUCGAAGAAUCGAGUAUCCUCAGUUUUGCUGGGCAAGGACGUAAACUUGAUACCGAAGACGAUGCCAAGGAAAUUGCCGAUGCUAUCGUCCAGUUCAAGUCAAUGAAAGCACUACGUAUGGACGGGAACACCCUGGGCGUCGAUGCAGCCAAAGCCAUAUCAAAGGGUUUGGAGAAGCACCCAGAGUUUGAACAUGCUCUGUGGAGUGACAUGUUUACUGGAAGACUAAAGACAGAAAUACCCCAUGCACUGAUGUAUCUCAGUAAUGGUAUAAUGCUAGCCGGUGCCAAACUGGUGGAGCUGGAUCUCAGUGAUAAUGCCUUUGGUCCCCAUGGCAUCAACGGAGUGGUGGAACUGCUGAAGAGUGAAAGCUGUUACACGUUAAAGGAGCUGAGGUUGAAUAAUAAUGGUCUGGGUGUCACGGGAGGGAAGAUCUUGGCAAAAACGUUACUGGAGUGUUCCAAGGCCAGCAGUGCAGCAGGUGCCCCCCUUGCCUUGAGGGUGUUCUUCUCAGGAAGGGGAAGGUUAGAGAACGAAGGCUCCAUUGCCUUGGCUGAAGCUUUCAAGAUAAUGGGUAGUUUAGAGGAGGUCCAGAUGCCCCAGAAUGGCAUCAACCACGAGGGCAUCACAGCACUAGCUGAAGCCUUCACCGUCAAUAAAAAUCUCAGAAUAAUUAACCUGAAUGAUAACACUUUCACGGAGGUUGGAGCAAAGUCCAUGGCUAAGGCUUUAAAACAUGUCCAGAACUUAGAAGUUAUUAAUUUUGGAGACUGUUUAAUAAGAUCUGGAGGCGCAAGGGUAUUAGCUGCAGCAUUGCAAGAGGGCCACAAGAAACUGAAGGAGUUGGUUUUGUCUUUUAAUGAAAUAAACAAAGAUGCUGCAAAUGAAGUUGCAGAAUGUGUGGAAAACAAAGAGUGUUUGGAAAAACUAGAUUUAAAUGGCAAUCAGCUGGGAGAGGAAGGCGUUGAGUUAAUACAAGGAACACUAGAAGCUAUGGGAAGGCUAGACUGUUUGGCAUCCCUCAGUGAUGAUGAAGGAGAUGAUGAAGAUGAAGACGAUGAAGAAGGGGACGCCAGUAGACAGGAAGAAGAAGAAGAAGAAGAUGAUGAUGAAGGUCUUGAAAUCUGUGAUCCGAACUUACAAGUCAAGGGAACGGCAAUCUCACCAAGACCUGAGGACAUGAAGCCUGUCAGUGUAACAGAAUUCUUACAGUUGCCUACAGCACCUAAGUUGAUUUCACUGGGUUCUGAUAGAACUGCAAAGAUUAUGACAGAAAUAGAGAAAGACUUUAACAACACAGAUAAAUGUAUCCAGACGUUAAUGAAGAUAUCAUGUGUGGUGUCUUCAGAAAAUACUAAAGCACAAAAUGCUGUCAAUGAAAUCGCAGAUUCUCUGUUAGGAAAGCUGUUACGUGGUACAGAUGAAAGUACCAAGGCUACCAUCUCAAACUCAAUUCUUGUACACAUAGGUUUGCUGAAGAGUGAAGACAAAGUAAAGCCAGUGGCUGACCCAAGUGGUCCAAUGCUAGUUUUAUCCCACGUGGUCAAACAGUCAUACUUCCCUAAAUUAGCAAGAGAUAUAUUGCAAGUGUUCUUUGGCAGGCCCCACGAAAGACUUGACAAGUGCCAGCAGUCCAAACAUUUACUUCUUCAAAGUCUAUACCAGGUCUAGAGUCGUGUUCCAUCCGAAAUACUUCCCAAGAUAUCUUCCAAGGAAUCGAAUAUAAGUAUGGUCAGUUAUCUUGGGUACAAUCAUGGUUUCAAGAUUCUGUGUGAACUUCGUGAUUGGACAGUUUUUAGCUCAACAUUUCGAUGAGUUGAAGGUACAUUAUACAGUGCUGCAGACCAUUUUACGUAACAGCCGUUUUGGGUUAUUAUUGAUAUCCCACGCAUUGGUCAGGUAGCAGAGUAAAGUUAGGUUUGAAGGAUGCUGAAGAGCAGCAUUUUCCGAUUAUUCUGUUUCUAUAUUUGAAGUUAUUGUGAUGCUCUCAAUACAUACCUCUUAUUUUGAGUUUACUGAAGAUGCAAAAGAUUUGUAUAGCCUUAUUAGCACAAUUCAUUUGCAUGGGUGUGUAUCAGUAUUAUGGUAAUUGGUCUGGAAUUGUGGUUCAACUGUUAUGUCGGAUGGUUUGCCAAGAAACAUACCAAAAAGCGAUGUCAGACUUAUACAAACUUUAUUGACUCACAACGUAAGGUAAUGAUAUGAUGUUGUCAACAACUUUUACUUUGUAAGAAUUCAAAAUGAGAAUACUCGUACAUAGUGCUUAUCUGUGAGCUAAACUGUAAAAAUUGUAACAAUUUGAAUUGAAAACAAGUAAAAUUUUCAUACAGGA
Molecule: messenger RNA, 2483 nt
Organism: Lingula anatina
Lineage: Eukaryota; Metazoa; Brachiopoda; Lingulata; Lingulida; Lingulidae
Product: ran GTPase-activating protein 1
Biological process (GO): signal transduction; activation of GTPase activity; nucleocytoplasmic transport
Cellular component (GO): nucleus; perinuclear region of cytoplasm; cytosol
Molecular function (GO): GTPase activator activity; small GTPase binding
Source: RefSeq, a predicted model, not a curated record